AUGGACAGAUUCCGUGUUGACGGCGGGCCAAUGAGAACGGAGAAGCGAUUCAGCGUCGAGGCGAACCGUGGCCGGUUACUUUCCAAAGAGCACGAUAGCAUCUACAUGGCAGUCGGUGCACGGGCGUUUGGGCUUAAUAGCAGCACACAUGUUAAAGUGGUGGUGGCGGUUCCAUGCAGCCAUUUUUCCUUCGUGAGGAGCCCCGAGAAGCACCAGGGCCGCCCCGGCGGGCCCAACUCCGUC
Iphiclides podalirius (scarce swallowtail) is the source of this 243-nucleotide messenger RNA. Lineage: Eukaryota; Metazoa; Arthropoda; Insecta; Lepidoptera; Papilionidae. The record is from the annotation of a GenBank genome assembly.